GAGUUCUGCGGAACUCAUUUUGAGCACGGGGAUUUUAGCCGGUAGGAUUUAAGAAAGGGUUCACUUCCGGUAGCACCGGAAGCAGUUUGAAGAUGGCGUCCUCCAAGCCGGACGGGCAAGCUACAGCGUCUAGGAAAAGUGAAUUUCGUAGCCAGAAGCCGAAGCCGGAGAGCCGAGAUGAAUCAGAACUCCUCACUGUUCCUGAUGGUUGGAAGGAGCCAGCUUUUUCCAAAGAGGACAAUCCCAGAGGACUCUUGGAGGAGAGCAGUUUUGCAACUUUGUUUCCAAAAUAUAGAGAGGCUUACUUGAAAGAGUGCUGGCCAUUGGUACAGAAAGCCUUGAGUGAACAUCAUGUUAAUGCAACCCUGGACCUGAUCGAGGGCAGCAUGACUGUCUGUACAACAAAGAAGACAUUUGAUCCAUAUAUCAUCAUUAGGGCCAGAGACCUAAUAAAACUGUUAGCAAGGAGUGUUUCAUUUGAACAGGCAGUACGAAUUCUUCAGGAUGAUGUUGCAUGUGACAUCAUUAAAAUAGGUUCUUUAGUAAGAAAUAAAGAAAGAUUUGUAAAAAGAAGACAACGGCUUAUUGGUCCCAAAGGAUCUACGUUGAAGGCAUUGGAACUCUUAACAAACUGUUACAUUAUGGUACAGGGAAACACGGUUUCAGCCAUUGGACCUUUUAGUGGCUUAAAAGAGGUUCGAAAAGUAGUCCUAGACACUAUGAAGAAUAUUCAUCCAAUUUAUAACAUUAAAACCUUAAUGAUUAAACGAGAGUUGGCGAAAGAUUCUGAGUUAAGAUCACAGAGUUGGGAAAGAUUUUUGCCACAGUUCAAGCACAAAAAUGUGAAUAAACGCAAGGAACCAAAGAAGAAAACUGUUAAGAAGGAGUAUACACCAUUCCCACCACCACAGCCAGAAAGUCAGAUUGAUAAAGAAUUGGCUACUGGUGAAUACUUUCUGAAGGCAAGUCAAAAGAAGAGACAGAAGAUGGAAGCAAUAAAGGCUAAGCAAGCAGAAGCUCUUAGUAGGAGACAAGAGGAAAGAAACAAAGCAUUUAUUCCACCUAAAGAAAAACCAGUUGUGAAACCUAAGGAAGCUUCUACUGAAACUAAAAUUGAUGUGGCCGCCAUCAAGGAAAAGGUUAAGAAAGCAAAGAGUAAGAAACUGGGAGCUCUUACAGCUGAAGAAGUUAAGCUUAAAAUGGAAGCAGAUGAAAAGAAAAAGAAGAAAAAAAAGUAACAUACAAAAAAGAAAACAAAAAACCCUGAGCUAGAAUUUAUUAAGCUAUCUCCUUUUGUAAAGGAUUUUGAGAUACUAGGGCAUUAGUUGCCUUAUCCAUGAGAAGGAAUACCCUGAUCACUUUUUUCUGAGUUUGUUUUGUUCUUUAUAUAAACAGCAAUUCUUUAUAAAUUGUAUUCUCCAUGUUUUUUGAAAAAUUUUAUACUAGAAGGUGGUAUAUAUGUGUUUAUGUGCAUUGCACCUCAUCUAUUCCAGGCAGGUUUUGUCUAGGCAUGGUUUUAGGGGUAAUUCUUAAGGUUGUAAAGAUUUUUGCAAUGUGGCUACUGUAAUUAUCCAUCAAAUCCAAUGUCUGAGGCCAUUGGUUAGUCUUUAAAUAUAAUCUUGUCCCAGCAUUUGGUUUUGAGGAAAACAGAUUUUUUCAGUGCUCUAAUGGCAACAAGUAAACAUUUAGGUUUAUCCCUUUUUGUAAUCUCAUUUUACAUUUUGUUCCAAGAUUAAUCCAUAAUCCCAAAGUGCAAGGCCUUUUAAAUUAAUUCCCUAUUCCAAUAUGAGUCUGAGGAAGUAGUAAACCAGAAAGACAUCAAAUUUGCAAGAGAACAGGGAAAACCAGAUAUUUAGAGUUGAAGCAGCAUGCAACACGUUAUAUAGAAAUGUUUUUACUGACGAGGGCCAGGACUCAUCUAAAUCUAGCUCACUGAUUUCACAUAUUUAGAAGCUAAGGCAUACAGGGGAUAGGUUACUCACUGAAAGUCACAGCUGUGGCAGCUUGAAAACAAUGCUUCUUCAUAAAAAGUGGAAAGUAAAGAUGAGUUUAUCUUAUAAUGUUAGGAAAUUGAACCAUUUCUUCUUUUGAA
Molecule: messenger RNA, 2092 nt
Organism: Physeter macrocephalus (sperm whale)
Lineage: Eukaryota; Metazoa; Chordata; Mammalia; Artiodactyla; Physeteridae
Gene: KRR1
Product: KRR1 small subunit processome component homolog
Exons: 10
Coding region: 93-1238 (381 amino acids)
Cellular component (GO): small-subunit processome; nucleolus
Molecular function (GO): RNA binding
Source: RefSeq, a predicted model, not a curated record